AUGAUGAUCCACGAUUUUCAUCUCUCUUCACUUCACCGCUUUUUGCUCUGGAUCCGACAGAUCCUCAGUUCAAAAGGAGUGCAGUUUAUGCUCGGCAAAUGGCACAGAAAAAUAAGGGCAAUCAGGCAAAUGCUACAGGAACGCUCCACAGAAAUUUCAGGGCAGUUCCCAUCGACCGACAAUUUGGAAAUGCUCAAAGAUAAGGACUUGCAACUUGACGGAUUGAAUCCAGAAAAGGGAAGGACGAGGGGUACUCAGUCCUCCAUAUGGGUGGGCAAGCUUUUUCUCAGAGACACUGAUGAAUGA
Messenger RNA from Fraxinus pennsylvanica, 306 nucleotides. Lineage: Eukaryota; Viridiplantae; Streptophyta; Magnoliopsida; Lamiales; Oleaceae. The record is from the annotation of a GenBank genome assembly.